UUUUCUCGUAAAACUGUGAUUGGAUCCAAAUUUGCAGUUGUGAACUGGGAUUUGUGCUUCCAUCCCGCUCGGUCCUCCCCCCCUCUUUCUCACGGAGCUUGUCGCUGGAACUUUAACUUGGAGCUAGCAUUUCAGCUAUCAGACGUCUUCUCGCAACUGAACCUUUUCACGUUUAAUUCAGAAGUUUCAAGUUUUUCAUCCACUUCACCUGCCAUUUGACUUUUCCUUUCUACCUCUUCUUCUGUAGUAAUAGCAGAUUUGCCGGGGUUCUUUUGCAAUUCAACAACAUUGCCGCCUAGUUUGCCAUGGAAGAAGAAAAUGCCAUUGAUCUUCUCCAACGAUACAGAAGGGACAGGCGAACACUUCUUGAUUUUAUACUUUCAGGUAGCUUAAUCAAGAAAGUUAUAAUGCCUCCUGGCGCAGUUACACUGGAUGAUGUGGAUCUAGAUCAAGUUAGUGUGGAUUAUGUCCUUAACUGCGCAAAAAAAGGUUUAAUGCUUGACCUAUCAGAAGCAAUUAGAGAUUAUCACGAUCAUACUGGUUUCCCCCAUAUGAGUGAUACAGGUUCAGCAGGUGACUUUUAUUUGGUCACUGAUCUGGAGUCUUCAGGUUCACCCCCCAAAAGGGCACCGCCACCUGUCCCUAUUCCCGCACAAGCUCCUGUUUCUGUUUCCACUCCACCUCCCAUUUAUGCAGCAUCUCCAAUUGUGUCAAAUGCAUCAAGAUCAGAGUCUUUUGACUCUACACAAGAAAAGGAACUGACAGUAGAUGACAUUGAAGAUUUUGAUGAUGACUUGGACACUGGGGAUGUUGAGAAUUAUAGGGCAAGAAGGACUUUGAAUGAUGCUUCUGAUCUUGCAGUAAAGUUGCCUUCCUUUUCAACAGGUAUCACAGAUGAUGAUCUCCGUGAAACAGCAUAUGAAAUUCUCUUGGCUUGUGCUGGAUCCACUGGGGGUCUGAUUGUCCCAUCAAAGGAAAAAAAGAAAGAAAAAAGAUCCAGGUUGAUUAGGAAACUUGGGCGCAGCAAAAGUGGAAGUGUGGUCUCCCAGUCUCAAAAUGCUCCUGGGUUAGUUGGGUUGUUGGAAACCAUGCGUGUUCAAAUGGAGAUACCAGAGUCAUUGGAUAUUAAAACAAGACAAGGUCUGCUUAAUGCUCUUGUGGGAAAAGCAGGAAAAAGGAUGGAUACUCUAUUGAUUCCUUUGGAAUUGCUUUGCUGUGUUUCACGAACAGAAUUUUCUGACAAAAAGGCAUUUAUACGGUGGCAAAAGAGGCAGUUGAAAAUGUUGGAAGAGGGGCUUGUUAAUCUCCCUGCUGUUGGAUUUGGGGAGUCUGGGCGGAAGACAAAUGAAUUGAGGAUUCUUUUGGCCAAGAUUGAGGAAUCUGAGUUUCUACCAUCUUCAACUGGUGAACUUCAAAGGACAGAAUGUUUGAGAUCUCUAAAGGAUAUUGCCAUUCCACUUGCUGAGAGGCCAGCUCGGGGUGACUUGACUGGUGAAAUAUGUCAUUGGGCAGAUGGUUACCACUUAAAUGUCAGACUAUAUGAGAAAUUACUUUUAAGUGUAUUUGACAUGUUGGAUGAGGGAAAGUUGACAGAGGAAGUGGAAGAAAUUCUUGAGCUUUUAAAGUCAACCUGGCGAGUUUUAGGCAUCACAGAGACAAUCCAUUACACCUGUUUUGCAUGGGUUUUAUUUCGUCAGUAUGUUAUCACAAAUGAGCAAGGAAUUUUACUGCAUGCAAUUGAGCAAUUGAAGAAAAUACCAUUGAUGGAACAACGAGGACAACAAGAGAGGUUGCACUUGAAAAGCUUGCGUUCAAAGGUUGAAGGUGAAAGGGAUACUUCUUUCUUGCAAUCUUAUUUAAUCCCAAUUCAGAGAUGGGUUGACAAGCAACUUGGAGAUUACCACCUGAACUUCUCUGAGGGUUCAGCUACAAUGGAAAAGAUUGUGACAGUUGCAAUGAUUACUAGGAGGCUUCUACUGGAAGAACCAGAAACUUUCUCCAUACCUUUUGACAUGCAGAAUCUGCAGUCCAUGCCUAUUAGUGAUCGUGACCAGAUAGAGUUAUAUAUUUCAUCAUCAAUUAAGAGUGCAUUUGCAAGGAUAUUGCAAGUUGUUGAUAGAUUAGACAUGUCUCAUGGGCAUCCUUUGGCAUUGCUUGCGGAAGAACUCAAGAAACUCCUUAAAAAGGAUUCAGGGACUUUCAUGCCUGUUUUGUCUCAGAGGCAUCCACAAGCAACCAUUGUGUCUGCAACCCUUGUUCACAAACUUUAUGGGAACAAAUUGAAACCUUUUAUGGAUGGUGCUGAACAUCUGACUGAGGAUGUCAUUUCCGUUUUCCCAGCUGCUGAAAGUCUUGAGCAAUUUAUAAUGGUCCUUAUUACAUCUGCGUGUGAGGAAGAGAAUGCAGAGAUCUUCUGCAGGAAAUUGAAUCAAUACCAGAUUGAAACAAAAUCUGGCACAUUGGUUUUGCGUUGGCUCAAUUCACAGCUUGGAAGAAUUGUAGGUUGGGUGGAGCGGGCCAUUCAGCAAGAGCAUUGGGACCCAAUAUCUCCUCAACAGCGUCAUGCGAAUUCCAUUGUAGAAGUAUACAGGAUUGUGGAGGAGACAGUUGACCAAUUUUUUGCUUUUAAAGUCCCAAUGAGGACAACAGAGUUAAAUAGCUUGUUUCGUGGCAUGGACAAUGCUCUUCAAGAGUAUGCAAAUCACAUUGUUGAUGGGAUGGCUAGCAAGGAAGACUUGAUACCCCCAGUGCCAAUACUAACGCGAUACAAAAAGGAGGCUGGAAUAAAGGCUUUUGUGAAGAAGGAACUGUUUGACACUCGCGCACCUGAUGAGACAAAGUCCAGUGAAAUUAGUGUCCUAGCAACUUCGACACUUUGUGUUCAAUUAAAUACUUUAUAUUAUGCGAUUACUCAGCUUAAUAAAUUGGAAGAUAGCAUUUGGGAGCAAUGGACAAGUAAAAGGUCCCAGGAAAAGCUCAUAAAGAAAUCCAUGGACGAGAAGUCCAAAAGUUUUGCUCAGAAGGAUACCUUUGAUGGGUGUAGAAAAUCUAUAAAUGCUGCUAUGGAUCGCAUUUGUGAGUACACAGGAACUAAAAUUGUCUUCUAUGAUCUGAGAGGGCCAUUCAUAGAUAACUUGUAUAAGCCCAGUGUCUCAGGUUCUAGAAUGGAAGCACUAAUCGAACCACUUGAUGUGGAACUUAAUCAACUUUGUGAUAUUAUUGUGGAGCCUCUUAGGGAUCGCAUUGUGACAAGUCUUCUUCAAGCAUCUUUGGAUGGCUUACUCCGAGUGAUCUUAGAUGGGGGUCCAUCAAGAGUCUUCUUCCCUGGUGAUGCAAAAUUAUUGGAGGAAGAUCUGGAGGUUCUGAAGGAGUUCUUUAUAUCUGGAGGAGAUGGGCUUCCUCGAGGUAUUGUUGAAAAUCAGGUAGCACGGGUUCGGGAUGUGAUAAAGUUACAUAGCUACGAGACUCGAGAGUUGGUUGAGGACCUGAGAUCUGCUAGUGGCAUGGAAAUGCGAGGUGGCAAAAGCAGACUAGGAGCAGAUUCCAAAACUCUAAUUAGAAUAUUAUGCCAUAGGAGUGAUUCAGAAGCUUCACAGUUUCUCAAGAAACAAUUCAAGAUACCCAAGUCCUCAGCUUAAUGCAACUGUGUACCGAAAAAAAGGGGAAAGCAACACAAUUUUCAGCGAUGGAGCUGAGCUAGCAUUCUGUGAAUAGUCUUUGUACUACUACUUAGGCAACAUUUCUUGUAUCUUUAAGGUUGGGUCAUUUGGUGUAUAAUUCUAAUUUUUUCAAGGUGACUCAAACGGUACUUGUAUCAAACCAAUUUGUUGAUCUCUAUUUGUUAAAAAAAAAAAAUCUUGUGAAAUACAUUGAGAAAUUGUGAUUACUA
Prosopis cineraria is the source of this 3889-nucleotide messenger RNA. RefSeq names its product protein unc-13 homolog. Lineage: Eukaryota; Viridiplantae; Streptophyta; Magnoliopsida; Fabales; Fabaceae. The record is from RefSeq and is a predicted model, not a curated record. The coding region runs from base 306 to 3638 and encodes 1110 amino acids. The transcript is spliced from 27 exons.